Molecule: messenger RNA, 321 nt
Organism: Rosa rugosa (rugosa rose)
Lineage: Eukaryota; Viridiplantae; Streptophyta; Magnoliopsida; Rosales; Rosaceae
Exons: 1
Coding region: 1-321 (106 amino acids)
Source: RefSeq, a predicted model, not a curated record
AUGCGGAAGACAAAGAAGAUAGAAGAAGAAGAAGAAGAAGGAGAAGAGGGGCUUCUUGGAGGUGAAGAUGCUAAAUUUGGUUCUUACGAUUCUUCGAAGACGAAAGUUCCACCACCAGCAGGAGCUACAGAAGUGAAGAUAAAGAUGACGAAGCAGCAGCUGGAGGAGUUGAUGGGUAGGGUGGAGCUGAAGCAAAUGACUGUGCAACAGGUUUUGGCACAGUUGAUCAUGAGCGUCAGUAGUAAUAGUAGUGAUCCAUACGAGACUGAUAAUCAAUGGCCGUGGAGGCUUGUCCUUCAGAGCAUUCCUGAGGUCAAUUGA